ACUGCACUUGGUCUUUUUAAAGAGGCAGUGGAUAAUGGUAUUUCGGAUGCUCAACUUCGAUCCCGCCGCACUUUUAAUAUAGGUGUUAUUUAUUGGAACAGGAAACUAGGACUACCAAAUGAUAAAGAGAAGAGCAAAAAAAAAACUUCAAAAAUCUUAAAAAUUUAUAUUGUAAUAUACUUUUCACUUAAACCAUCUGAUACUCAAUUGCCAUUACCAAUUUUGAUCGGUUCCGCAUCGUUCCCAUAG
Racocetra fulgida is the source of this 249-nucleotide messenger RNA. NCBI's taxonomy places the organism in Eukaryota, Fungi, Glomeromycota, Glomeromycetes, Diversisporales, Gigasporaceae. The record is from the annotation of a GenBank genome assembly.